AUGCUUGAUAACAUGUGCCGAAAACUGAGCGUUGUAUAUUGGGAAUUGAACACAUCGGUUUUCGAUCCUGUUUUCAAGAAGCGGGUAUAUGAAAGUCCGAAAAUGUCAAGUCUCAGCUCACGAAGUUCUCGCCGGGGGAAUGCAACAAACAAUGAACAGUUGUCAGGUGACCUGUUAAGUGCUGGGACUACGUUUGAACGAACUGGGGAAUCAAGUCGUACACGUGGGAGAACACGGCGUAAUCGGUCAGGACACACCGAGCCUACAAGCAAUGCAGAACCCACAUCCGGUCUUCGUACAUCCGAAGUGGAGCCGGGUAGUCCUUUAUCAUACAGCGAUAUGUCUAGUGUGGCGACUGGGGUCGAAGAUGUUUUGAGUUCAGUUCGACCUGGUGUCAAUGAUGAAUUGGCUGUUCGUGCUGUUUUGUCUCAAUCUGGACCUCUUGUUCCCGCAACAGGUGUCCCUGGUACUACUGAUGGGUCGACUGCUAGUGGACCUCAGGCAAGAAAUACUUUUACUGUAAUAUGGGGUACCGAUGUAAACAUUGCUCAAGUGAUGUCAAGAUUUAAACACUUCCUAUUGACCUACAUCCCUCCAGACUUAACCGGUCAACCGAAUCUGACAACGGGUCAACCCAUAAAUCCACAAAGACCUCUUUAUAUCCAACGAAUGGAAGAUCUUGCAAUAUCAGGUUCGACUGCCUUAGACAUUGACUGUGAACAUCUUCGUUCUGCCAGGUCAGAUUUGUAUACGCAGUUGGUAACAUUUCCGAAGGAAGUUAUUCCAGCAUGUGAUGCUGCUACACACGCCUUAUUUUUAGACCGUUUCCGGGAAGUCCAGUUGGAAAGAUCAAUACAGAUUCGUCCAUUCAAUUGUGCAAGGUCUCGAGAUCUACGCAGUCUUGAUCCAGAUGAUCUUGAUCAACUUGUAACUGUUUCUGGUCUUGUAAUACGUUUAUCCCCGCUCAUCCCUGAAAUGAUGCGUGCAGAGUUCAAAUGUGCCAUCUGUGGUGCAAUGACAUCUGUUCCAUGUGAACGUGGUCGUAUUGCAGAACCAGAAGCGUGCAUACGUUGUCAUUCGGCUCAUACAGCUCAACUACAACAUAAUCGAUGUUUAUUUGAAUCUCCAGAAAAUAUGCCUGCUAGCCAGACUCCUCAUACAGUACUUAUGUAUGCUCACGAAGAACUUGUUGAUAAAAUUCAACCGGGUGAUCGUGUUAUCGUUACGGGUAUUUAUCGUGCAAUACCACUACGAAUGUCUAACCGACAACGUACUCUUAAAGCGGUUUACAAAACAUAUAUAGAUGUUCUUCAUUUUCUCCGAGAAAGCGAUGACCGAGUUCAAAAUGAUGGGCUCGCUACUGACGAAAAUACUUCUAUUGAGGAAGCACAUAUUUUACGUCAAUUCACGGAGGAACGUAUUGAAGAAUUUCAUACAUUGGCUCGUAAACCUGAUUUAUAUGAACGACUUGCUGCUGGUAUCGCACCAACAAUUUAUGAAAACGAAGAUAUUAAAAAGGGUAUUCUCCUACAAUUAUUUGGUGGUACACGUAAAGACUUCAGUGCUAAAGGACGUGGUGAUUUUCGUUCUGAAAUCAAUAUACUUUUAUGUGGUGACCCAGGUACUUCAAAAUCUCAACUUCUGCAGUAUGUAUACCGUCUUACUCCUCGUGGUCAAUAUACUUCUGGCAAGGGAAGUUCUGCUGUUGGUUUAACGGCCUACAUUACAAAAGAUGCAGAAACGCGUCAAUUAACACUGCAAACUGGAGCAUUAGUGUUGGCUGAUAAUGGGAUAUGUUGUAUCGACGAAUUCGACAAAAUGUCCGAUUCAACUCGUUCUGUACUACACGAAGUAAUGGAACAACAAACUUUAAGUAUUGCUAAAGCUGGUAUUCUUUGUCAACUUCAUGCUAGGACUUCAAUUUUAGCAGCUGCUAAUCCAAUCGGUUCUAAAUGGGAUCCUAGCAAAACGAUUAUUGACAAUAUACAGUUACCUCAUACUCUUCUAUCAAGAUUCGAUCUCAUUUUUCUUAUAUUGGAUCCACAAGAUGAAGUUUAUGAUACAAGAUUAGCCAGACAUUUGGUUGGGUUGUAUUAUCGUGGUACUACUCCAAGUCAGAUUGAUAGCAGUCAGGAUAUUCCAACCAACAGUAAUAAUAAUACUCGAGGUACACGUAGACCGCGUCCAGGAGCUGUUCUACUGGACAUGGAUAGUCAAACUGAUGAUGAUCCAUCAUUUGUAAACGGGAAACUCUUGAAGGAUUAUAUAGCCUAUGCUAAGAUGAAGUACUUUCCCAAACUAACGGAAGAAGCCGGUGAAUAUUUAGUUCGUGAGUAUGUAGAAAUGCGAAAACUGGGUUCAGGUCGUGGACAGAUAUCCGCAUAUCCUCGUCAACUUGAAUCACUUGUACGUUUAGCUGAAGCUCAUGCUCGUUUACGAUUAUCAAAUCAUGUUACGGCUGAUGAUUGUCGUGAAGCUCGACGUUUACAACGUGAAGCGUUAAAACAAGCAGCUAUUGAUCCGCUCACUGGUACUAUCGAUAUCAAUAUUUUAACAACAGGUAUCAGUAGUAGUGUACGUAAACGACGUGAAGAAAUGGCAAUGGCAAUAUGGUCACUUCUUGAAGAACGUCCUCGUGUAUUAACUUUUGUUUAUUCACGUGUACUAGAAGAUUUACGUGCACGUUCUGAACGUAUGAUUACACGUGAAAAUUUUGAAGAUGGAUUAAAUUUCUUAAAAAAUACAAAUAAAAUUGAUUGGGCCGGAAAUACUAUACGUAAACGUUAGAAAAACAACAACUUUUAAUUAUCUUUUUUUUGUAUGCAAUUGUUUUCUAUUCGAAAAAACUACAACAACAAAAAGAACAAAAACUUUUACAGUGCAGAUUUUCGUAUUUUUUGUAUUUUUGUUUGUUUGUUUAAAUAAAGUGUUUAUUACCUUAGAUAAUUAUUUGGUCUUCUGACUGAAUAUCAGCCACAUUCUAAGUGUAAGAGAUCUAAUCAUACUACUACCUAAUUGCACAAAUCGAAGUACAUAUAGAACAGUUCAUAUCUGAAACAUUUGAGGCAGUUCAAUGUUUUAACCCCCUUAACCACUAGGUCAUA
Messenger RNA from Schistosoma haematobium, 3104 nucleotides. RefSeq names its product DNA replication licensing factor, mcm4 component (gene MCM4). Gene Ontology annotation, cellular component: MCM complex; nucleus. The record is from RefSeq and is a predicted model, not a curated record. Lineage: Eukaryota; Metazoa; Platyhelminthes; Trematoda; Strigeidida; Schistosomatidae. The coding region runs from base 1 to 2787 and encodes 928 amino acids. Gene Ontology annotation, biological process: double-strand break repair via break-induced replication; DNA replication; mitotic DNA replication initiation. Gene Ontology annotation, molecular function: single-stranded DNA binding; ATP hydrolysis activity; single-stranded DNA helicase activity. The transcript is spliced from 12 exons.